Messenger RNA from Drosophila obscura, 4055 nucleotides. RefSeq lists its product as uncharacterized. NCBI's taxonomy places the organism in Eukaryota, Metazoa, Arthropoda, Insecta, Diptera, Drosophilidae. The record is from RefSeq and is a predicted model, not a curated record.
AUUUAUGAAUGCACAGACUCAGCCGGAAUGGAAUGGAGUGGAAUGGCAGUCGAAUUCAGUCGCUAGCAGGUAAUCCACUAGAGCGCGUUCGGGCUACGGACAAGUGUUACCAACGAAAGACACGACACGAUACAGACCCGCAGCAGUACAUAGACGAGACGGUUGUAGUUCGCACAGAAUCGGCAUUGAAUAAUAAUCCCACACCCAACGGAGGCAACGAGGCCCAGAGCGCGGCUAGAGCUAAAGCGUCGGAGCGCGACCCGAAACAAAAUACACACACACACACACAGGAAAACAAAAAAUCUCUUUUGUUGCAGUCGCAGUGUCCAGUCUACAGUCUUCAGUCUCUCUACGUUACCAAAAUGAACUCGGACCCGGGGCCAUUGUGGGCCAGCAGCAGCAGCAGCAGUCGCUGUCGCAAUCGUCGUUGCUGCUUAAUGGCGGCUCUCCUGCUGCUUAUCUGCAGCGGACAGGCUGCGGCCCAGUCCAAUUACGUGCAACAUGGCGAUAGCGGCAACUACACCACAAACGGUCUGCCCGAGGAGGCGACACUGGACGGCAAGGUAACCAAACUGGACGACAUCAGCCCAUUGAUAUUUUUGAAUCGCACCAAAGCAGCGCUCAAUUGUGCCGCUGGCUCCAUGCAGGUUGAUAUGAAGUUUAACGAUCCAUUCCAUGGCAUCAUUCAGGCUGACUAUGAUCGCAGCAGUGCGUGUCGCGUCAGUGGCAAGGGAGCGCUCAGCUAUCGCCUGGAGUUGCCCCUUAAGGGCUGUGGCACCAUACAGAAUCCCACACGUGUCUUCACCAACAACAUUAUUGUGCGCUUCCAUGCCAAUCUGGAGAUGGAUGGGGACGAGAUUAUUACAAUUGUGUGCCGCUAUCCGCCGCCAGUGCCCUCACUGCCACCCGCACUGCCAGCGCCCAUCCUGAAUCCCAUUGCCACCAGCUCUGUGCUGCAGCCGCCGCUGAAGAGCAUCCAGAUACUGAUGAUCAUCUGUGCCAUUAUGUUCCUGACACUCCUGCUGCUGGGCCUGGCCGUCUCCUACUAUUGCCUGCGCAGCCGACCCAUACCGGUGGUGCGACGCCUGCCCAUGAGCAUGGGCAGUGGCUCCGAGAUCACAAAGCUGAGCGGCAGCAGCGUGGGCAACAUAAGCGUCUUCGAGGGCGUCAAGAUACCCCGUGCCCAUGCCGCCCUGCAGGCCGUCUACUCCUCCUCGGGCAGCGAGGGUGCGCUCAUACCCUCCGACUAUCCCAGCGAGUCGCACUCGGAGAUUGAGGAGAUUGACACGCGAUCGCUGCCGUUCAGCUCGGCGGGCAGCUUCGAGAAUCGGGCCUUUGUCCAGGAGACAUCGAGCAUUUACAGCGAUCACUAUGCGCCCGCCCAGGAGGUGCCCGUGGCGAAUGCGGUGGUCACAACGGCGGCCCUCACCACACGGCAUGCGAUACCCCUGCUGCAGGAGGGCUCGCCCAAGUUCGAUGUGCAGGUGCGGGUGAAGAAGUCACCGCCGCCAGUGCCCUCGCCGGUGACCUCGGACACGGAGAGCGUGGCAACGCUGCGGCCCGAUCGCAACAAUCUAUCGACCAUUAUGGAGGCGUACGAGGAUCGGGAGAGCAUCAUGACCAUGGACUCGCUGCCGCCGCAGGUGGAGACAAUGCAGUCGCAGUUCACGUAUGUGCCCGAGCUGCAUCCAGCCCCACAGCUGCCGCUGUCGAUGCCACUGCCACUGCCGCCGCCGGCAGAACCGAAGUUCUCGGUGUACACGCGCACCCAUCACGAGGUGGUGGACGGACGGCCGGAGACCUGGUCCGACUACACCUACACCGAUGGCGGGGGCACACGCGCACCCAGCGAGAUAACCGACUUGUCCUCGGAGCCGCCAAACGACAGGACCGUGGACUCGAUGCACUACUACGAGGAUGAGUAUGUGCCCAUUGAGCCGCUGCCCCAUACCCAUGCACACCAUUCGAUGACAGUGGCCGCAGUGCCAGUGGCAGUGUCGCCCCAGCCCCAGCCCCUGCCCCUGCCCCUGCCGCAUGUCACCUCGCACACGGUGGACGAUGUCUAUCUGCGCACCGUCACCGAGAAGAAGACCAUCGAGGACAUUGAGAGCCACAAGCGCAGGGUGACCGAGUACAAGAGCAAGCCGAAGGCACCGCUGCCACCGGUGCCGCCGCCAGCGCCGCCCGUCGAUCCCAAAUUCGAUGUGAAGGUGCGCAACUAUCCCAGCGAGCGGGAACAGCAGCUGUGGGAGAACUUCUCGGAUAUAUCCAGCGCCUCGGGGCUGACUCUGACGCCCAAAAUGGAGCGCAGCGAGCUGUCGCUGCCACCAGCGGAGCCCCCAUCUCAGAUUCACGACAACAAACUGAAGCUGACCAGCCCCGAGCUGGUGGGCAACAUGAAGCCGAUUGAGGUGCCGCCCCAGGACAUGGAUGUGCCCAAUUGGGAUGUGCUCAUACGCAUACUCAGGGAGCCCGAAAUGCCCGAAAUGUCCGAGAUCGGUUCGGGACCGGCGGGCGAUGACGCCAGCUCUGUGCACAACAUCAACAGCAGCAGCACCAGCUACCACAACAUCAGCUACGACGACCGGGCCAAGUGGAAGGAGAUCAUCACCACACAGUCGACGCUGCGCUCGAUGCUCACGGAGGCUGUGGUGCGCGAGGACUUUGAGCGCAUUCGGCAGGACACGCGCUACGAGCGGAUGUUCGAGCCGCAGACAUGGGACGUCAUCAUACGGAUACUGGCGCCCCCGCCCAGCGACGAUGACACCGAUGUGGAGAUGCGUCUGCCGAGGCGUGGCGGCAAGAAGGCGCCACCGCAGCCCUGGGACACGCGCUCCCGUCGCAGCUCCCUGCCGACGCUCUACGAAUACGACAGCGAUGGUGGCUCCAGUGUGCGCACCAUACGCAACGAUCCCGGCCUGCCGCUCCAUGUGGGCGGCGCCGGCCAGCCGGUGGGACCCUUCAAUAUGCAGCGUUCGAGACGCAGCUCGCGCACCUCCUACCAGACGGACCACAACGACUUCCGCUCCAUGUCGGAGGUGACGGUGGACUUUGGCCGCCCGCAGGCGGACCAGCUGGACAAUGUGAGCGAUGCGAGCAGCUACUAUCGCAUGCAGUACUAUGACGACGAGGAUCGACGCUCCUUCCAUCGCUCGCUCAGUCAUCCCUCGCUGGCCCGAUCCGCCAGCGAGUUCACCGAGCACUGGACCGCUCCCGAUGACCUCGAGAUUGAGAUCUCCUCGCCAGAGGGCACACCACAUGCUCGUCGAGCACGUCAGCCCCUAGCCAUAGCCUCGGGACGUAGCGGCGAGCAGCGUGUCCUGGCCCAGACCCAGUCGCAGAGCGAGUAUGUGGACCCCCAUCGCAGUGUCUACCAUGCCGAGAAGGAGCUGCCCAUGCCGCCGCGCAAGUGGUAGACCGGAGCCCUUCCUUCGAGUAGUCACACUGUCACUUCUACUAUUAACAAUCGACUAAACAAAAAAAAAACAAGCGUACCGGAUGGAGGGGUUCCCAGCUCGGUAGCUUCAGCAGGAAGGCGCAGCACGCGUCCACAUAUCCAUUUUGGGUGGGUUGGGGUGUCUGGGCCCUUCUGCUCGAGCUCAGCUGCAAGCCAAUCAGUCCAUGGUUCCACACAUUCCCAUAGGUCGUAGACGAUUAUAUUCUUACAAUAAUUAACAAACAAAACAAACAAAACGUGCCAAUUACAAUUGCCUGACAUUAAAAAUAGCUCGCAGCAGAGAAAUGCCCACAAAAUGUCAGUUCAAAGCGGAUGAGGUUCAAGGUUCAAGGAUCAUCAAGCUUCGAGGUUCAAGCCUCGAUCUUCCAUUAAUGGAAUUUCUAGGCACUGGAAAUGCUUUAUUUUAAAACACUGCACAAAUCAAACGAAUCUUUUGUAUGUUUGAAACGCCCAGCAGCUCCAGCAGCGAAUGAGAAAGAGAGAGAGACAGAGAGCAUGGGUUAAAUAUUCCAAUUUAGAUAUAGUUCGUAUAAGAGAUCCUAUAUGCUGCCCUGCCCAAAGCAUUUCGAUUGUCACAAUGGAAAAAGAGAGAUAGAGA